Phyllostomus discolor (pale spear-nosed bat) is the source of this 3707-nucleotide messenger RNA. It is a transcript of the gene ZBED4, whose product is annotated as zinc finger BED-type containing 4. The coding region runs from base 121 to 3654 and encodes 1177 amino acids. NCBI's taxonomy places the organism in Eukaryota, Metazoa, Chordata, Mammalia, Chiroptera, Phyllostomidae. The transcript has a single exon. The record is from RefSeq and is a predicted model, not a curated record. Gene Ontology annotation, molecular function: protein dimerization activity; DNA binding.
GGUGGCUUGGGAAACACUGAAGAUAGUUACGUUUGGGGACGCAGACGAGCGUUUGCGUCAUUUCUUCAACCGGACACACAGGUCGACGUGAGGACACGGCCGGAGUAGUUAUGGUCGGUCAUGGAGAGUAACCAGGAAACCCGUCCCCAAGGGGGGGGUGAUUUCCUUUCAGAAAAAGUAAAUAUUAAAACAGAAGAGGAAGAUGAUGGUCCAGUUCCGCACUGCAAUUUGGAAAGAAUGGACUUCAAAGCUGAGCACGAGGGCGGGAAGGCGGCUGACAGCGGCGACGAGCAGGCGGCGGCCGGGGAAGCAAGCCGCGGCUGCGCGCCCCCCGGGGGGUGCUUCCCCGCCGACCACGAGGAGGACUACGGGGCGCUGUUCUCCCAGUACAGCAGCACCCUGUACGACGUCGCCAUGGAGGCCGUGACGCAGAGCCUGCUGGCCGCCCGCAGCGCGGGCUCCAGGAAGAAGUCCCCGGCCUGGAAGCACUUCGUCAUCUCCCCGCGGGACAGCACCAAGGCCGUGUGCGUGUACUGCAUGAAGGAGUUCAGCCGCGGCAAGAACGAGAAGGACCUGAGCACCAGCUGCCUCAUGCGGCACGUGCGGCGGGCGCACCCCGCAGCGCUCGUCCGGGAGGACGGCGGCGCGUCCGCCCUGGCGCCCCUCCCCAACCCCGCCCCGCCGCCCCCGGCGCAGCCCGCGCACGCCGGGGACCUGGGCGCCGCUCUGCCGCCCGUCCAGCUCGGCCAGAAAACGGCCUCCCAGGCCCCAUCCCCCGACUGGGCAGCCGAGGAGUCCGCAUCCGCCCUGUCUUCCAAAGAGGCGCCCGUCUCCGACCCGCCUGCCUCUGAGAAGUGCCCCAGGGACGAGUCCCACGCGGGGCCGCCGCCCCUGGCGCCCCACUGCGACGACGCUGCAGACAGCGGGCCCGAGAGGAGCCUCCCGCUGCCGAAGGGCACCUCCGGGUCCCGCAGGUGGUCCGCGGUCUGGAAGCACUUCUACCUGUCUCCCCUGGACAGCUCCAAGGCCGUGUGCGUCCACUGCAUGAACGAGUUCAGCCGCGGGAAGAACGGCAAGGACCUGGGCACCAGCUGCCUCAUCCGGCACAUGUGGCGGGCGCACCGGGCCAUCGUGCUGCAGGAGAAGAGCGGGGGCGCGGGCGUGCCGCCCCCAUACUCCACGGCCCCCGCCCUGCUGCCCGCCCUCCCGCCCCCCGAGGGGGAGCCCAGGGCUCUGUCCACGUCCCCGGGGAAGCUCGUCACGGAGCCCUUCCUGCCGGCCUCCUCCCCUGACCCCCUGGCCGAGGACAGGCCGGCGCGGCUGAGCCCUGGGGGCGCCCUGAAGGAAGAUCCAUCCGCGCUGUCGUCCUCCGACGAGGUCGGCGAGGCCGCCUUCGCGUCCUCCCCCGAGAGGCGGCGGGGCGACGGGUCGGGCCCGCCCACGCUCGAGUCCGGGGCCGUGUUCCAGCAGAACAAGCGGGUGAUGAAGAGGCUGAAGUCGGAGGUGUGGCACCACUUUUCGCUGGCCCCCAUGGACAGCCUGAAGGCGGUGUGCCGGCACUGCGGCUGCGUCAUCAGCCGCGGGAAGAAGGGGGACGUGGGCACCAGCUGCCUGAUGCGACAUCUGUACAGGCGCCACCCGGAAGUGGUCGGGAGCCACAAGGGCUUCCUGGGCGACGGUCUGGCCCGCCCCUCCUCCUACGGCACCGUGGCUUGCGCAGAGGGCUCCUCCUCCAGGCUGACCGCCGCUGCGGCGGCGGCGGCGGCCCCGAGAAACAGCGCGGUCCUGGUUCCCGUCCACAGCAAGAAGACCUCCAAGCUGUGGAACCACUUCUCCGUCUGCCCCGCCGACCCCACGAAGGUCGUGUGCCUGCACUGCGGCCGGACCAUAAGCAGGGGCAAGAAGCCGACCAACCUGGGCACCAGCUGUCUCCUGCGGCACCUGCAGCGGUUCCACGGCAGCGUGCUGGCGGCCGACGCGCCCAAGGCCACGCUGCCCCCUGCCUCGGGCGCGCGUGCGCCCCUGCGCACAGAACUGUCGGGAGCCGCGGCCUUUGACGACGCCGACGAGAAGUUCUACGAUUCGCACCCGGUGGCCAAAAAGAUCACGAGUCUCGUGGCUGAGAUGAUCGCGCUUGACCUCCAGCCGUACUCGGUGGUGGACAACGUCGGCUUCAGCAGGCUGCUCGCGUACCUGAAGCCCCAGUACUCCCUGCCCUCCCCCUCCUACUUCUCCAGGACGGCCAUCCCGGGCAUGUACGACAGCGUGAAGCAGAUCAUCGGGGCCCACCUCAAGGAGGCGGAGAGCGGCGUGGUCCACUUCACGGCCGGGGUCUGGACGAGCCACCAGGCCCGGGAGUACCUGACGCUCACCGCCCACUGGGUCACCUUCGCGUCGGCCGCCCGGCCGCAGGCCGAGGACCGCCACUGCUCCGCGCUGCUGGACGUGUCGCCGGUGGAGUGCGACUACAGCGGCAGCAGCGUCCAGAAGCAGCUGGAGUGCUGGUGGGAGGCCUGGGUGACGUCCACGGGCCUGCAGGUGGGCAUCACGGUGACCGACAACCCCGGCAUCGGGAAGACGCUGAACGAGGCGGAGCACUCCAGCGUGCAGUGCUUCAGCCACACGGUGAACCUCAUCGUGGGCGAGGCCGUCAAGAGCCAGCGCAUGGUGCAGAACCUGUUGAGCAUCGCCCGGAAGGUGUGCGAGCGGGUGCUGCGGUCGCACCGGGCGCGCGAGAGGCUGGCGGAGCUGCAGCGGGAGCACGAGCUGCCGCCGCACCACCUGCUGCAGGACGUCCCGUCCAGGUGGGGCACCUCGCUGCGCAUGCUGGAGCGGCUCGUGGAGCAGAAGAGGGCGGUCGACGAGAUGUCCGCCGAGUGCGGGUUCCGGGAGCUGAUCAGCUGCGACCAGUGGGAGGUCAUGCAGUCCGUGUGCCACGCGCUGAAGCCUUUCGACGCCGCAAGCCGGGAGAUGAGCGGCCACAUGUCCACGCUCGGCCAGGUCAUCCCCAUGAUCCACAUCCUGAACAGGAAGGUCGAGAUGCUGUUCGAGGAGACCAUGGGCAUCGACACCAUGCUGAAGUCCCUAAAGGAAGCCAUGGUGAGCCGCCUGUCCGCCACCCUCCACGACCCCCGGUACGUCUUCGCCACCCUGCUGGACCCUCGCUACAAAGCCUCCCUGUUCUCCGAGGAGGAGGCGGAGCAGUACAAGCAGGACUUAAUCAGGGAACUGGAAAUGCUGAAUUCUACCUCAGAGGACGCCCCCGUCUCCAACGGGUGCGACCCGGGCUCCCCACCGAGAGCCUCCGGCGGGGUCGACAGCCUGUGGUCCCUCAUGGCCCAGGUGACACAGAAGGGCCCGCGAGAGAGGGCAAAGGUGCCCGAGGCCAUGGUGCUCGCGUACCUGGAGGAGGAGGUGCUGGAGCACAGCUGCGACCCGCUCGCCUACUGGAGCCUGAAGAGGUCGGCCUGGCCCGGCCUGGCGGCCUUGGCCGUCAGGUUUCUGGGCUGCCCCCCGAGCAUCGUCCCGUCGGAACGGCUCUUCAGCACGCCCACCGAGAGCAGCGGCUUCGGCCAGUCCAGGCUCCUGAUGGAGCAUUUUGAAAAACUCAUCUUCCUAAAAGUGAACCUUCCUCUGAUAUACUUCCAGUAUUGAAGCCGCCGCGGAGCCCCCAGGCUACAGAUGGUGUCGCUCGCGAGGCCCCAGCC